Hymenoscyphus albidus is the source of this 921-nucleotide messenger RNA. The record is from the annotation of a GenBank genome assembly. NCBI's taxonomy places the organism in Eukaryota, Fungi, Ascomycota, Leotiomycetes, Helotiales, Helotiaceae.
UAAUCCACGCAGCAUCCACAUAAUUCUCAUCUCCCAACAUUGCGAUUGAUCAGCAUCAACCAUGGAAGAUACUACUAUGAAUGACGACGUCGGUACGAAGAAGCCGCUUCCUAUUACCGUAAACAAACCAACACCAUAUACCUUUGACCUUGGUCUUCUUCUCGCCUCAGACCCAAAUCCUCUGGUCUUGACCGGUCGCGAAAACCUUGAAGAUGAUCUCGCAGCCACGGCGCGAGAUGGCGCACAAGCUCUAUUGAACCAGCUGUUAACGACUUGCCCAAUUCAAAGUACGCCAGCGGGCGUCUUACUUUCCCUUCCUGCGAUUGAGACUUCAUUACCUCGCGAAAAGGUUUGUAUUCCUCCAACCCAUACCCAAAUUGAUUCAAUUCAACUAACGUUUCCCCAGCCACUGCCACCACCAAAAGCGCAAACUACUUGGGAGAAGUUUGCUGCUAAGAAAGGCAUCAAGCCCAAGACCGCCGAGGAAAAGAAGAAGCUGGUCUACGAUGAUGCUACUGGGGAGUGGGUUCCAAAAUGGGGAUACAAGGGAAAGAACAAGCAGGGAGAGCAAGAUUGGAUUGUUGAGGUUGACGAGAAGAAGGAGCGCGAGAGGAAAGAAGGUACUGAGAGACAGGGAGACGGACGAAGGGAGCGAAAAGAGAGGGUUAAGCGGAACGAGCGAAUGCAGAGAGCAAAUGAGAGAAAGGGCAGAAAGAAUGGACAGUAAUUAUUGUACACCAGGUGUGGAUAUGUGUGCAUACGGCUUUCUAAUGAUCAUGGGAGAGUUUGGAGUUUUGGGGGCUGUCUAUGGCGUUCUGGUUGGCAGUAAAAUUGGGUUGGAGGUACACAAAAGUGAUUGGAAUGGAAGGUACUUGAUGUCUAACUUAUUACUUGUACAAGUUUCAAGUUCGGGUUGGGGUC